Messenger RNA from Cotesia congregata, 678 nucleotides. NCBI's taxonomy places the organism in Eukaryota, Metazoa, Arthropoda, Insecta, Hymenoptera, Braconidae. The record is from the annotation of a GenBank genome assembly.
AUGAACGGUAAUUUAACUGGCGAGGGAUUAAUUCAAGAUGAGAUAGAAUUAAAAAAUUAUUUGAAAAACGUGACAGAACGCGAGCGGAAGACGACCCACUCAACUCCAGUAGACCAACCUUCAAAUUUACUGAGUUCACUUUGGUUCCAUCCGGCAAUGAGGAACCCCAGAGAAAUAUCUCCGCUGCUACGACGCUGCGCUUACCAAUUAGCACCAACUGUUGACAAAACAAAAUCUUUGAGUCAAGGAAACGAAGAAGGAACAUCUCCUCGUGGUUACUUCGGUGCUCCGGAUGUCUGGCGAAAGUACCGAGUCGACAGUCACAAAGUGAACCAAUGGAUGGCUAAUUUACGCCUCUGGAUAAGCAAAACAGACGUCAAGCGGGUGAUGCUUGCAAUAAAGGCGGUAGGACACGUAGGGCAAGAUCGACUGCGAAAAUUAGCCCAGGCUCAAAACAUUGUCAUGAGAAUCACAACGCUUCCGCCUCUGGAACCUUUUCUCGAGAUUUCUAAUAACCAGGUCUAUCACAUCAAGCGAAUCAAGGAACUGGCCCAAAGGAAGGUCCGUGAGCGAUGGUACAGCGGUGAACCCUACAAUGGAGAACUCUGGGAAAAUAGUUUGCCAAUAGACACAGCUAUCAUCAACCUGACGCCACGACGUUUACUUCCAGGUACAUAG